Messenger RNA from Penicillium daleae, 1602 nucleotides. RefSeq names its product MFS maltose permease MalP. The transcript has a single exon. Lineage: Eukaryota; Fungi; Ascomycota; Eurotiomycetes; Eurotiales; Aspergillaceae. Gene Ontology annotation, cellular component: membrane. Gene Ontology annotation, molecular function: carbohydrate:proton symporter activity. The record is from RefSeq and is a predicted model, not a curated record. Bases 1 to 1602 code for a protein of 533 amino acids. Gene Ontology annotation, biological process: carbohydrate transport; transmembrane transport.
AUGGAGGCCAAGUCCGCGACUGACCAUGUCGAAGAGAUGGACCUGGACCGAAUGAUCCACGAUGCCAGGCUGGCCACUGAGAAGGAGCAUGGCAUGUCCCUCUGGCAGGGUCUGAAGCUCUACCCUAAAGCCAUUGGUUGGUCGUUACUCAUCUCUACCGCGAUCAUCAUGGAGGGGUACGACGUUGUCCUCAUGGGAUCUUUCUUUGGCUUCCCUGCGUUCAACAAGAAGUACGGCCAGCUUAUGGAGGAUGGUUCAUAUGGUCUGACCGCGUCCUGGCAGGCCGGUUUGGCCAAUGCCAUGAAUUGCGGACAGAUUUUGGGCCUCUUCGCCAAUGGUAUCAUUUCCGAGCGAUACGGCUACCGAAAGACGAUGAUGGUCUCUCUAGUGGCCACUGUCGCCUUCAUCUUUAUCCUUUUCUUCGCACAUAAUGUCGAAACUUUGCUUGUUGGCGAGGUCCUCAUGGGCAUUCCACUUGGUGUUUAUCAGACUCUCACCGUCACUUAUGCGUCUGAAGUGUGUCCUGUUGCACUACGUGCUUAUCUCACCACCUACGUCAACCUAUGCUGGGUAAUUGGCCAGUUGAUUGCAUCAGGUGUACUGAAAGCCCUUUCUGACCGCACAGAUCAAUGGGCCUACCGCAUUCCCUUCGCCGUGCAGUGGGUUUGGCCCAUUCCUAUCUUCAUUGGCGUUCUGAUGGCACCGGAAAGUCCAUGGUGGCUCGUUCGCAAGGGACAAGUUGAGGAAGCCAAAAUUGCUCUUCGACGAUUGACUUCCCGGUCAGAUCCCAGCUUCGAGGCAGAUGAAACUGUUGCUAUGAUGGUCCAUACGAAUGAAAUCGAGAAGGAGAUCAGCUCUGGAACUACUUAUUGGGACUGUUUCCGUGGCGUGGAUCUGCGAAGAACCGAGGUGGCUUGUCUCAUCUGGGCAGCGCAGAACCUUUGCGGCGCAGGUCUUAUGGGCUACUCAACCGUCUUCUAUCAACGCGCUGGCCUUGCUGUCUCCGAGUCUUUCAACAUGUCGUUGGGUCAAUAUGCUAUUGGUAUUUGUGGCACGAUCUUCUCCUGGGUGUUGAUGAGCUACGUCGGCCGUCGUGCCCUCUACGUCAACGGACUGGCCAUCCUCUGCGUUUUGCUCUUUGUCAUUGGCUUUAUCUCAAUACCGAAGGCGUCAACGGCCACUUCUUGGGCCACUGGCUCCAUGUUGUUGGUUUAUACAUUCUUCUACGAUUCUUCCGUCGGGCCUGUGUGUUACUCUCUGGUGUCGGAGAUCCCUACAACGCGACUUCGCAUUAAAACCGUCGUGCUGGCCCGGAACCUGUACAACUGUCUUAGUAUCCUCAACGGUGUCAUCAUUCCCUAUAUGUUGAACGUUGACGCUUGGAAUUGGAAGGGGAAAGCGGGGUUUUUCUUGGGAGGCUUUUGUCUCGUGUGCGUCCUCUGGGCUUAUUUCCGCCUGCCAGAACCUCGGGGUCGCACUUUUGCCGAGUUAGAUACGCUGUUCGAACAGAAGAUACCGGCACGGAAAUUUAAGUCAACACAACUGGACCUCUUCUCUGAGGAGGCUACCAUCGUGGAUCACGAUGCGACAAAGCGAGGAUAG